CAGUCCCGGAAUCUACCGAGCGCCGAACCGGACAGUGAAACACGAUGCGAUCGUUCCUAGCGAUCACCGUGGUGUGCCUGCUGGCCUGUACCGCCAGCGGCUACUACAUGACGAAGGAGGUCAAGUAUGCGGACAAGCCGUUCCUGGAGAAGCAGAAGGCCAUGCUGGAGAUCUUCCAGCACGUGCACCAGCCGGAGCUGCACACGCACCUGUGGGAUGACCAGAAGGCGUUCGAUCUGGCCGCGUACAAGGAGCACUUCACCAAGCCGCAGGUCGUCGAGGAGUUCCUGCGCUUCUACAAGUACGGCUUGCUGCCGAUGGAGGAGAUCUUCUCCGUGUACAACGAGUACCAUCGGGAGCAGGCGGUCGCCCUGUUCCAUCUGUUCUACUACGCCAAGGAUUGGGACACGUUCUACAAGACGAUGGUGUGGGCCCGCUUCCACGUGAACGAGGGCAUGUUUGUGUACGCGGUCACCGUGGCGGUGCUGCAUCGGGCCGACAUGCAGGGCAUCGUGCUGCCGGCACCGUACGAGAUCUACCCGUACUACUUCUUCAACGACGUCGUGAUCAGCAAGGCGCAGCGCUACAAGAUGCAGGGCUUCUAUCGCAUGAAGAAGGCCGACGGUGUGUACAGUGCGUUCAUCCCGAGCAACUACACCGGCUACUACGUGCACAGCAAUCCGGAGCAGCGCGUCAGCUACUUCAUGGAGGACAUUGGCCUGAACGCGUACUACUACUACUUCCACGCCGACUACCCGACCUGGAUGGGCGGCAAGGAGUACGGACUGUACAAGGAUCGGCGCGGUGAGUUCUAUCUCUACCAGCACCAGCAGUUCCUGGCCCGCUACUAUCUCGAGCGUCUGUCGAACGAUCUCGGUACGAUUCCGACCUUCUCCUGGUACGAGCCGAUCGUCACCGGGUACUACCCGUACCUGCGCUACUACAACGGUGUGCCGUUCCCGGCCCGCGAAAACUACCACAACGGCUACACGGAGAAGCACGACGUGGUGCAGGAGAUCACGGACUACGAGCGUCGCCUGAUGGAGGCGAUCGAUUACGGAUUCAUCAUCCUCCCCGACGGUACGUUCGUGAACAUUACCACCCCGACCGGGGUGGAGUAUCUGGGCAAUCUGAUCCAAUCGAACGGCGACAGCGUGAACAAGCGCUUCUACGGCUACCUGGAGAAGGUGGCCAAGUUCUUCCUCGGCGGCUCGUUCGAGAUGUUCAACGAGUUCCGCGCGGUGCCGAGCGUGCUCGAGCGCUACGAGACGGCGAUGCGCGAUCCGGUGUUCUACCAGUUCUUCAAGCGCGUGAUUGGCUUCUACUACCGCUAUCUGGACACGCUGCCGAGCUACAAGUACGACGAGAUUAACUUCCCCGGCGUGAAGCUGGAGACGGUCGAGAUGGACAAGCUGGUCACGUACUUCGACAACUUCGAUGCGGACAUCACGAACGCCGUCGAUGUGGAGGUGUUCGACGAAACCACGAUGAAGGCGGGCGAGAUGAAGAAGUUCGGCAAGAUGGCCCACUACCAGGGCGAGGACUUUGUGCUGUACGCGCGCAUGCCCCGCCUCAACCAUCUGCCGUUCUCGUUCAAGCUGAACGUCGUGUCGGACAAGCCGCAGAAGGCGGUGGUGCUGGUGUUCCUCGGCCCGAAGUACGACCAGUACGGUAACGCUUACAGCGUGAACGCUAACCGCGAGAACUUCUUCCAGCUCGACCACUUCCUGGUCGAUCUGGUGGCGGGCGAGAAUGCGAUCACGCGCAACUCGCAGGACUUCAGCUGGUUCGUCAAGGACCGCACGACCUACUUCGACCUGUACAAGCAGGUGAUGCAGGCGUACAACGGUGACUACAAGUUCCCGCUCGACAUGUCCGAGGCGCACUGCGGCUUCCCGGCCCGUCUGAUGCUGCCGAAGGGCAAGAAGGGCGGCAUGCCGUUCCAGUUCUUCUUCAUGAUUGCCCCGUACCAUGCGCCGGAGGUCGAGCGCUUCACCGGCUACGAUCAGACGCUUUCCUGCGGCGUUGGUUCCGGUGCGCGCUACAUCGAUGCGCUGCCGUUCGGCUAUCCGUUCAAUCGCAAGAUCAACGAGGCUACCUGGUUCACGCCGAACAUGGUGUACUACGACACGAUGAUCUUCCACAAGAGCGAAACGGAGGUCAACUCGGUCGUUGUCUAGGCACGCGCCAGCAGCGGUUUGCUUUGGUUUGAGUAGAAUGAGCGAUGUUUGGGUUUUUGUUUGCAGUUAAUAAAUUAAACGUACAAUCAGA
This is a messenger RNA of Anopheles gambiae (African malaria mosquito), 2271 nucleotides long. RefSeq names its product hexamerin-1.1-like. Bases 45 to 2180 code for a protein of 711 amino acids. NCBI's taxonomy places the organism in Eukaryota, Metazoa, Arthropoda, Insecta, Diptera, Culicidae. The record is from RefSeq and is a predicted model, not a curated record. The transcript has a single exon.